Molecule: messenger RNA, 2628 nt
Organism: Pseudozyma hubeiensis SY62
Lineage: Eukaryota; Fungi; Basidiomycota; Ustilaginomycetes; Ustilaginales; Ustilaginaceae
Product: dynactin
Exons: 1
Coding region: 1-2628 (875 amino acids)
Source: RefSeq, a predicted model, not a curated record
AUGGACCACGACGCACCCGCCAAGUCGCUUCAGCGUAAGCCCGGAGCAUCUGCUAACCUCACCUCGGGCAAUCCAACGUCCGGCUAUCCCCUCAACUACGCUUCCACAUCCGCAACCACCCUCGAUCGCAAUGCUCCCACCAGCCGCGCUCAAUUGUCAGAUCGAUCCGACUCAUCAGCAGCAGCUCGCAGGAAUUCAUCUGCGUUGACCGAAUCUGCUGCCGACCUUGUGACUCGAUUGUAUGCAUCCGCCCCGGAGCGCCAGCUCUUCGACCAAAUCUCCCUCAAGAGCUUUGCAAUCUUCGAAGAUCGUCGCACUCUCGAGGACCAGCAUAAGAAGCUCAAAUCUGUCCAAGACUGGCUCAACAAGGCAGGCUCCAACGAUCAAAAGAACCUCGCCAGACUCACCGAGCAGCAGCAGACUGUGGCCCGUUUGCAGCAAAAGAUCAACUCCGACUCGGACGACCUCUACCGCAUGCAGGUCCGAUGGCAAGUCGACUUGAAUGCGCAGAUCAUGCCCUCGCUACUGGCCUCUCUUACCGCACCGUUGGAAGCUAAGCUGCAGGAUCUUAGCCAGGAGGUCAGGAUCGAGCGCGAAAAGGAUCGCAAGCGUCACGACGAGCUCGAUCAACAGGCGCGCACGGUCUCUGGUCAGGUCAAUCGUCUCCAUAGCGACUGUAGCAGAAUCAAGUCCGACGUCUCGGCGCUCACCAAAGACAAAGACCGCCUUCACAACGAGAUCACAGACACGCGCAAAGAGCUUCGCAAGGACGUCGACAAGGACGUCAAACAGAUUUCCGACCAUUGCGCACGCAUCAAGCGUCUCGAGCAGAAAGUGGACGCCUUCGUUGAAAAUGCUCCCCGUCCAUCUGUCGCACAGCGCACCUCCACCGCUAGCGCCUCGGCACGUGCGCCAUCAACCACUCCUUCCAGUCCCGGUGCAGCCUCGAUGGCAAGGCCGCGCGUCACCUCGCCUGCCCAUGAUUCACGCCAUCGUCCUGCUCUACAAUCCGCCUCCGCCGCAAAGGAUGUAGCAGCAUCGACCGCCAUUGUCAACGGAACUUCUGCACAGGAUGACUCCUAUGCAGCCGAGAGAUCUGCUUCGGCUUCCGGUUCCAGACCGGUCACACAAGCUCAGUUCCGCAAGUGGGUGGCCAACAACGAGCAGGAUCUUGCAUUGCGACUCGACGAGAUCAAGGAUAUCGCCGUUCAAGAUGCUACCGCAGAGAAUCAGGCCUGCAUGGAACAGCGCCUCCGAGCGCUCGCACGUGCAUGGAAGAAGAAGGCUCUCAAAAGAGACGAUCCGACAGAGGAUCAAGAUCAGGCUGCGUCACAUGCAGAUACGCGCGAGUCCACGGCAGCGGCCGCAAGAACAACCGCCGCUGUCGAAGGUGCAACGUCCAUGGAGGUGGAAAUAGUUGUUCCACCUGAACAGCAGCCAAUCAACUCCGACGCAAGGCGAGCAGGUACAAACGGGGCAAGUCCGUCCACCAACUUGCAGCCUGACGCAACAGUCGUCGUGGAUGUCUCGACGCCUGACGCCACAUCGCAGGCCUCGCCCGUCGCUGCAUCCACUUCCGAUCAAGCGAAAAUCAGCACCGACAGCGAUGCGUCGGCAGCAAGGCCCGGUUCGGCUCCAGCGACAACUCAAAGCGCAUCGUCGGGCUUGACACAGCCAACGAAUCUGCAGCAGUCGUCCGCCGAGAAGGGUAAAGAUACCAAAACGCAAAUCGUGACCAUGCCCGCGGCAAUCGUGAAGGACAUACGGCUCUCGCUCGAGGAUUGUCAGUCGCGGCUCGCUACCGUCGAGCAAGUGAUUGACUCGCUACGCUCGAUCGAAAGCGAAUGGGUCGCAAGGCUUAUCGAGUCCCCCGACAAGCUGCAGCAACUGCUCACAGCGCUCAAGGACAAUGGUCUGGGCAACGUGGCCGAAAAUGCGCGCAUUGCGCUCGUCCGGCUCGGGAGUGAGGUGGUGACGAUCCAGUCCGGAAUGGAGAUCAUACGGAGCGCAGAAGACGAGUCAAAGGCGCGCAUCUCGGCAGUGGAGGAGCGCGGACAGCAGAUCAUCGAUAUCGUCAACGAGAAGGUCAACUAUCUGCAGCGGCAGUUCGAGGCGCUGGACGACCAGGCUGCGUUGCAGGGUGCGCUUCUGGUGCGUCUGUGCGAGCACGCGAAUCCGCGAAAAUCGCAGCCGAGAGCGAUCACGGCGACAAGUGGCACAUCGAGCCAAGCUGUGCGAACAACUCAGUCUCCCGUAGUUCAGUCGCCAUUGGUCCAGCACGCCCAGCACGUUCAGCCUUCCGUGCUGCGACAGGAUCAUCAGCCACAGCCGCAGACACAUCUUGCAGCUGGGCAGCACCAGCAGUCUACGUUGUCCGGUGCCAUGAUGAGACCGCGAGCUUGCCUGGACCAAGUUGCAACGGCAUUAUCGGCGCACAUGCACCCAACGGCUUAUGCACAAGAACACGCGCAGCCGACCCUGCUGAACAGUGCGCAAGCGCAAGCCUACCAGCAAGCUCAGCAGCAGGCUCAACAACAGCAGCAGCAGCAGCAGCAGCAUUCAUCAUUCACGGUACCAGGUGUCGCGUAUCCGUAUCCGAACCCGAAUCAGCGCCAGGGCUUCCACUAG